Messenger RNA from Plasmodium inui San Antonio 1, 279 nucleotides. RefSeq lists its product as hypothetical. Lineage: Eukaryota; Apicomplexa; Aconoidasida; Haemosporida; Plasmodiidae. The transcript has a single exon. The record is from RefSeq and is a predicted model, not a curated record. The coding region runs from base 1 to 279 and encodes 92 amino acids.
AUGUUUCCGCAGAAUUCUUCAAAAUAUAGACUGUUUGAAGACAGAAUCAAUGGAAAGCUGCUAACUGUUCAUUCCAUGGUCUAUGGAAUUAUAGAAAUUCUGAAUCGAACGUUGAUUGAGACAGAAAUCAUUAUGAGGAAUCCGCUGAUACCUGAGAUCUUAUCAUUGUUUCAUGCACCACAGGCUUCAUUAACGAUGUUCAAGUGGGGACAUUACAAUUUCAGGGAAACUUAUAUAGAGGACUUAACUAAUCACUCCGCAUCCUCAAUAAAAGUUUAG